GAGAGCUGUGAUUGGUCACAGCUUGUCACAUGGUACAAGGCUCUUGUGAAUGGCCUUGUACCAUGUGACCUCUGUGAUCAUUCACUAGUAGUAAGCAAUGAUGUCAGGAAGGGACAUCUUGUUUACUACUAUUCAUGUGAUCACUGAUUGGCCAGUUGGGACCUCGGACAGAGGUCCUAUACAGCUAUCUGUGUUCCGCUGUGUCCGGAGGGCACAGCAGGCACCAAUCGCGGUGCCACGCACUCCCAGGCAGGUGGCACUGCAGGGUCGGGUGGCCGUUUAU
This is a messenger RNA of Staurois parvus, 283 nucleotides long. NCBI's taxonomy places the organism in Eukaryota, Metazoa, Chordata, Amphibia, Anura, Ranidae. The record is from the annotation of a GenBank genome assembly.